UUCGUCAAAUCGCCAUAGUCUAAUCAUCUUGUUCUCUGCACUUGCAUUUUUUUCAGGUUCAAAUGUAGCUAAUUCGGAAAAAACACAGCCCACUGGCCUUAUUUUUCCCAUAAGGAAAGAUACAGAAACACUCCAAUACUACACUACUUUAAACAUAUCCAAACCAGACAACAGUGUGCAGCUAGUGAUGGCUCUUGGUGACCAGCACACCUGGUUUAACUGUGACGACUUUGAUUUACCGACUUAUAAGUCCAUCAGUUGCAACACAGAAAAAUGUAAAAGGUACAGGGGCUACGAUUGCAUGGACUGCAGUCUUCUGAUCCCUGUCCCGCCACGCUGCAUCAACAACGGAUGUGCUGUCACAUAUGCAAAUCCAUACGCUUUACAAGCUGUCAACAACAGCCUAGCAGAGGAUGCCUUAUUUGUUCAGUCUACGAAUGGUGUAUCAGUCGGAUUAACCUAUAAAUCCCCUCAACCAUUUCCAUUUUCGUGUUCUGAUCUUGUGAGGUACCUGGCCAGUGGAAGCAAAGGUAUGAUAGGCCUUGUCAACACAACUACUUCCUUGCAUGCCCAAAUGUCAAGCCAGUUCAAUUUACCUCAUAAAUUUGCUCUUUGUUUGCCCUCUACAUCCGAACAUUUUCCAGGCCACAUGUUUAUAGGCGGAGGGCCAUACAUAUUUCCACCGUAUUCUAAAAACAUUGCUAAGAAAUUAAUCACCACAAAACUCGUCAGUUACCCUGUCGACACUGACAAAAUUUACACAAUAACAGACCCUUACGACGAAUAUUUUAUAGAUAUUAAAUCUAUCAGCAUUGACAAAAAACUUGUCCCUUUCAAUGCUUCUUUUCUAUCAAUCAACAAAGAUGGCUUCGGGGGUACCACAUUCAGUACUAAAACUCCUUACACAAGCCUACAGACUUCCAUCUACACCGCUUUUAUCAGCGCGUUUUCUGAGGCUGCAGCUCACAGGAAAAUGAAGAGAGUAGAUGGACCUUUUGACCUGUGUUUCAAUGCCACCAGCAUUUCCAGAAGCAAGACAGGACCUGUGGUGCCACACAUUGAUAUCGGUUUCGCAGGGGCCAAGAAUGAUUGGAGGCUUUACGGUGCCAAUUCGAUGGUCUCAGUGAGUGAACAAGUGUUAUGCCUGGCCUUUUAUGAUGGAGGAAAAUAUCCAAGAACUUCAGUUAUCAUUGGAGGGUAUCAACUGGAGAAUUAUCUUAUUGAGUUCGAUCUUGUUUCCUCUGAGGUCGGGAUUAGCUCUUCACUUUUAACUCGAAAUACAACUUGCAGCCAAUCCAGAGCUAUAUGAUUAAUCUCCUAGAAAUAAGUUCUGGUUGGACAGUGUGAGCAAUGCCAUGAACAGAAGUUUGCACUGUCCUAGAUUUGCCGGAGAGUUAAUUUAAAAGAAGUUACUUAUUAUUUUAAUUAAUAAAGUGCAAAUUUAUUCUUAUAAAUUAU
Messenger RNA from Daucus carota subsp. sativus, 1458 nucleotides. RefSeq names its product probable aspartic proteinase GIP2. Gene Ontology annotation, molecular function: aspartic-type endopeptidase activity. Bases 188 to 1309 code for a protein of 373 amino acids. The record is from RefSeq and is a predicted model, not a curated record. The transcript has a single exon. Lineage: Eukaryota; Viridiplantae; Streptophyta; Magnoliopsida; Apiales; Apiaceae. Gene Ontology annotation, biological process: proteolysis.